UAACGGAUCCUGAAAGCCUUUUGGGAUAACUGCUUUGUUUUAAUCUGACUUUCCCACUUUUGAAUAAAGCAGAAUUUGAAGCCCUGGCUUUAGUUCACAUGCAGAAAAAUAGAACAUAAGCUGCUGAGUACUGGCCCCACAGAGCCAUGGUCCAUCCGAGAGAAACUGUGUUUAGCCUCCUCUGUCAUGAGAAGUGGAGAUCAAAAUUGGGUAUCAGUUAGCAGAGCAAUUAAGCCAUUUGCAGAACCUGGCCGCCCUCCAGAUUGGUUCUCUCAAAAACACUGUGCUUCUCAAUACUCAGAGCUCUUGGAGACCACUGAGACCCCAAAACGGAAACGGGGUGAAAAAGGAGAAGUGGUAGAAACCGUUGAAGAUGUUAUUGUUCGGAAACUGACUGCUGAGAGAGUUGAGGAACUAAAGAAAGUGAUAAAGGAAACCCAGGAGAGAUACAGACGGUUGAAAAGAGAUGCAGAACUAAUUCAAGCCGGACACAUGGACAGCAGACUGGAUGAGCUUUGCAGUGACAUUGCAAUGAAAAAGAAGCUAGAGGAAGAGGAGGCUGAAGUAAAGAGGAAGGCUACAGAUGCUGCAUACCAAGCUCGUCAGGCAGUGAAAACACCCCCUCGGAGGUUACCCACUGUGAUGGUCCGAUCUCCAAUAGAUUCAGCCUCCCCAGGAGGUGAAUAUCCCCUUGGGGACCUGACUCCAACCACUGUGGAAGAGGCUGCCUCUGGGGUAACCCCUGGGACUUUGCCGAAUACCCCAGUCACCUCGUUUCCUGGGAUUCCUGACACCCUUCCUCCAGGCUCUGCACCCUUAGAAGCCCCCAUGACCCCAGUAACAGAUGAUUCACCCCAGAAAAAGAUGCUUGGACAGAAAGCAACUCCACCCCCCUCCCCUCUGCUGUCAGAGCUCUUGAAGAAAGGCAGCCUCCUGCCUACCAGCCCCAGACUGGUCAAUGAGAGUGAAAUGGCUGUGGCUUCGGGCCACUUGAACAGUGCGGGUGUCCUUCUGGAGGUAGGCGGGGUCCUUCCCAUGAUUCAUGGUGGGGAGAUACAGCAAACACCCAAUACUGUUGCAGCCUCCCCUGCUGCCUCAGGUGCUCCCACUCUUUCCCGGCUUUUAGAAGCUGGUCCUACACAGUUCACCACACCUCUUGCUUCCUUCACUACUGUUGCCAGUGAGCCUCCAGUUAAACUUGUGCCACCCCCUGUAGAGUCUGUCUCCCAGGCUACCAUUGUCAUGAUGCCUGCGCUGCCAGCACCAUCCUCUGCUCCGGCUGUCUCCACUCCUGAAAGUGUAGCUCCAGUGAGUCAGCCUGAUACCUGUGUUCCUAUGGAAGCUGUGGGAGAUCCACAUACUGUGACUGUUUCCAUGGACAGCAGUGAAAUCUCCAUGAUUAUUAAUUCUAUCAAAGAAGAGUGUUUCCGAUCAGGGGUAGCAGAGACCUCUGGAGGAUCAAAGGCUCCCAGCAUAGAUGGGAAGGAAGACUUAGAUCUGGCUGAGAAGAUGGAUAUUGCUGUGUCUUACACAGGUGAAGAACUGGACUUCGAGACUGUUGGAGACAUCAUUGCCAUCAUUGAGGAUAAGGUAGAUGAUCAUCCUGAAGUGUUGGAUGUGGCAGCUGUGGAAGCAGCACUGUCAUUCUGUGAAGAGAAUGAUGAUCCCCAGUCCCUACCUGGCCCCUGGGAGCAUCCGAUCCAGCAGGAGCGGGACAAGCCAGUACCUCUCCCUACACCAGAGAUGACAGUCAAGCAAGAGAGGUUGGACUUUGAGGAAACAGAAAACAAGGGACUCCAUGAACUGGUGGACAUCAGGGAGUCUGGUGUUGAGAUCAAGGUGGAACCUACAGAACCAGAGCCAGGCAUUUCAGGGGCUGAAAUAGUGUCUGGAGUUGUUCCAGCCACAAGUAUGGAGCCACCAGAACUCAGGAGCCAAGAAUUAGAUGAAGAGCCCAGAAGUGCUGCAACUGGAGAGAUUGGUGAAGCAAAUGGUUCCAGUGGGAAAACUGAUGAGGUGCCGCUUACAUCUGUGAAGACAGAGGCAUCCCCUGAAAGCAUGUUGUCUCCAUCACAUGACUCAAAUCUCAUUGAAGAUCCUUUAGAGGCAGAGACACAGCACAAGUUUGAAAUAUCAGACUCAUUGAAAGAAGAAUCAGGGACUAUUUUUGGAAGCCAGAUAAAGGAUGCCCCAGGUGAGGAUGAGGAGGAAGAUGGAGUCAGUGAAGCAGCCAGCCUAGAAGAACCUAAGGAAGAGGAUCAAGGGGAAGGCUAUUUGUCAGAAAUGGAUAACGAACCCCCUGUGAGCGAGAGUGAUGAUGGCUUUAGCAUACACAAUGCUACACUGCAGUCACACACACUGGCAGACUCUAUCCCUAGCAGCCCUGCUUCUUCACAAUUCUCUGUCUGUAGUGAGGAUCAAGAAGCUAUUCAGGCCCAGAAAAUCUGGAAGAAAGCCAUCAUGCUUGUAUGGAGGGCUGCAGCUAAUCAUAGAUACGCCAAUGUCUUUCUGCAGCCUGUUACAGAUGAUAUAGCACCUGGUUACCACAGCAUUGUACAAAGACCUAUGGAUUUGUCAACUAUUAAAAAAAACAUUGAAAAUGGACUGAUCCGCAGUACUGCUGAAUUUCAGCGUGACAUUAUGCUGAUGUUUCAGAAUGCUGUAAUGUAUAAUAGCUCUGACCAUGAUGUCUAUCACAUGGCAGUGGAGAUGCAGCGAGAUGUCUUGGAACAAAUACAGCAAUUCUUGGCCACACAGUUGAUUAUGCAAACGUCUGAGUCUGGGAUCAGUGCUAAAAGUCUCCGAGGGAGAGAUUCUACCCGAAAACAGGAUGCUUCUGAGAAGGACAGUGUCCCCAUGGGCUCUCCUGCCUUCCUUCUCUCUCUCUUUAUGGGACAUGAGUGGGUUUGGUUGGAUUCUGAACGAGACUGUCAUGACUCUGAGUUGAGCAACAACUACACAUCCCUCUUCAGCUCAUGGGACUCCAGUCUGGAUCUCGAUGUGGGCAACUGGAGGGAAAUUGAGGAUCCAGAGGCGGAGGAACCAGAGGAAAGCAGCCCAGGAAGAGAACCUAGUGAGCUGUUUGUGGGGGACGGAGGCAGUGAGGAAUCUCAGGAAGAAGCAGAGCAAGUCAGCUGCCAGAACCUCCUUCAGUUUCUCUCUGAGGUAGCUUAUUUAAUGGAACCAUUGUGCAUUAGCAGCAAAGCAUCAAGUGAAGGCUGCUGCCCUCCACCUGGUAUCAGGCAACAAGAGGGAAGGAAAAUUGAAGCUACCGAAGGAGAAGGGGACCCUUGCAGCGACACUGAAGAACUUUUAACCAAGAUAGACUCCUUAGUAGCUGAAGAGAAGCUGUUGAGAAAAAACAGAAAGCCAGAAGUGACUCCAGCCCCCUCAGAUAUUUGUGCAACUCAGGGACUACCCACGGAGAGAGAAGAGGGGGAGGCUCAGCAAGAAUCCAGAGGGAAAGACCAGGGUGAAGGGUAUACUUCAGAGAUGGAAGAUCAGCCCGCUUCAGGAGACUCUGAUGAUGGCUUCAGCAUUCAGGAAACUCCACUAGUGGAUAUCCUUUUCAGCCAUGCCAACUCCUCAGAACUGACUGAUCUAAGCCAAGGUGACCCUGUUGAGGAUCAUUUGCCAUUUAAGAAGACUCUUCUGUUAGUAUGGAAGAUGGUUGCCAGUCACAGGUUCAGCAGUCCAUUUCUGAAAGCUGUGUCAGAAAAGCAGGCCCCAGGGUACAACGAUGUGGUGAAAAGACCCAUGGACUUAACUAGCCUGAAGAGGAAUCUAUCUAAGGGACGGAUCCGUACCAUGGCGCAGUUCCUGCGAGACCUGAUGCUGAUGUUCCAAAAUGCUGUUAUGUACAAUGACUCUGAUCAUCAUGUGUAUCACAUGGCUGUGGAGAUGCAGCGGGAAGUCUUGGAGCAGAUUCAGGUGCUGAAUAUUUGGUUAGACAAAAGAAGAGACCUAAGUAGUCAGGAAUCAGUAUCAGCCAACCCAGUGGAUGAUGGAAAUCUGUUCUGUUAACCUGGAGCUGCUGCCACGAUCAUUUCUGCAGUUUUUUACCUUCUCCUUGAGACUGAUCAGAGAAGAUCAAGGACUUGGUUACCACUUCUUAGUUGUCCUUUCUAGUAAGAGUAAUGUCUUACAACCAAGGAGCUGAAAAUGCCUGCGAAUCUGAAUAUUUUUAGAGAUGGUGAUGUGAGGGAACUGAGAUUUGGGUUUCUGCUGUUAACAUUGCCCACGUUUUUUGUUCCUUAAUUUAGAGGUAGAUUUUACUAUUGUUCUAUAAAUAAAUAUUUCAUAAACCA
Molecule: messenger RNA, 4307 nt
Organism: Chinchilla lanigera (long-tailed chinchilla)
Lineage: Eukaryota; Metazoa; Chordata; Mammalia; Rodentia; Chinchillidae
Gene: Brd8
Product: bromodomain containing 8
Exons: 28
Coding region: 187-4023 (1278 amino acids)
Cellular component (GO): NuA4 histone acetyltransferase complex
Molecular function (GO): protein binding
Source: RefSeq, a predicted model, not a curated record